AUGUCUCAAAUCUACCGUACAAAUUCAGGAAGAAUUCCGAAUAAUCAACAAGAAAUUUUUGAUACUUUAUUUGAAGAUGAGGAAGAAAUUUAUUCAGAACAUAAAAACGAGGAAGAAAUUUAUUCAGAAGACGAGAAUGAAGAAAUUCAUUUCGAAGUUUUUAGAAAUUUUAAUUCAAAACGAAAAAGAAAAUUCAAAGAGGAAAUCGAUUCUAUUGAUUACAGAAGACGUGAAAUGAAUGUCUUCCAAACUACAAAGAAAGUUUACAAGAAGUUGAAAGGUCAUUCAGAUAUUGAUAAGAAUGAUUCCGACUUGCAGUUUUUGUUCUCUGAAUAUUAUCAUGUCUUUGGUAAAUCAAAUCCUUUAAGCCAACACGAUCACUCUUGUGUUGGUCGUAUCUUGAAACUGAAGAAGAAAAUUCAGUUGAAGCAUGUUAAAAAGGUUGUUGAAGAUGAUCUCGAAGGUGUCCAGGUGAAAAAUGAUAUCAGAUUCGUUGCAGGAAAUGCGGGAAUCACUAGAGCAGCAUUUAAAUAUUGUAAACGUAAAUGUAUUUUUAUUUUAGAAGUUCUUAAAACAACUGAUGAUGUAAUAGUUCUGUAUAAACCAAAAUUCAAUAAAGCUCUUAAUUUUUUGUUAACAAAUUAA
Racocetra persica is the source of this 645-nucleotide messenger RNA. The record is from the annotation of a GenBank genome assembly. NCBI's taxonomy places the organism in Eukaryota, Fungi, Glomeromycota, Glomeromycetes, Diversisporales, Gigasporaceae.